Clupea harengus (Atlantic herring) is the source of this 2199-nucleotide messenger RNA. It is a transcript of the gene ankrd6a, whose product is annotated as ankyrin repeat domain 6a. Lineage: Eukaryota; Metazoa; Chordata; Actinopteri; Clupeiformes; Clupeidae. The coding region runs from base 1 to 2199 and encodes 732 amino acids. Gene Ontology annotation, molecular function: protein binding. The transcript has 14 exons. The record is from RefSeq and is a predicted model, not a curated record.
AUGGAGAGACACACGGUGCACGUCAGUGAGCAGGCCACGGUCGCCGUUGUCAAGCAGUCCCAUCAGACAGCCCUCCACAGAGCAGCGAUGGUGGGGAACCGUGAUGGUGUCUCUGCCCUCAUCAAAGGUGGCUGUGCUCUGGACCUGCAAGACAAAGAUGGCAACACGGCAUUGCAUGAGGUGUCCUGGCAUGGCUUUAGUCAGUGUGUCAAGCUACUGGUGAAGGCUGGCGCUGACGCUCACAUUAAGAACAAGGCAGGGAACACUGCGUUGCAUCUGGCCAGUCAGAAUGGCCACUGUCAGAGUGCCCAUCUUCUACUGCUGGGGGGGUCCCAGCCAGACAGCAAGAACCAUGUAGGAGAUACCUGUUUGCACAUUGCCUCACGCUACAAUCAGUUAGCUAUGAUCAAAACUCUGCUGGCUGCACUCUGCUCUGUGGCAGAGAAGAACGAGACAGGAGAUACUGCCCUUCAUGUUGCUGCUGCUUUGAAUCACAAGAAGACAGUUAAUUUGCUGCUAGAGGCUGGUGCUGACAGCAGCAUCAAAAACAACGCUGGUCAGACUGCUGUUGAUAAAGCCAGGGACCUGAACCACAGAGAGAUGGCUGUAAUGCUGUCCAAAGCAGACCAGGGUCAUUGCUUUGCUCGAGCAAGGACAGUGAGGAAGAGGCGAGACCAGCUGAAGGCGGCUCGGCGAGCUCAGUCGGUCCCCCGGGACGAUGUCCCUGCAGGCAAGGAGAGCAUGUCUGUGGCCGAGGACACGCACAGCAGUGACCAGGCUCUGAACAAGCGCAUCGAGCUGGUCAGCAAAGCCAUGUCUAGCCCACGCAACCGGAGGAAGUUACGCAAACUCAAGGACAGGGCGGACUCCCACAUGAGGAAGGAGGACCACAGGAGGAGAGCACGCAGCGCCAGCCCACUGGGCGAGGACGACAUGACCCUCCCCAACGGCAACGCCUACCAGCUCUACACUCUCUACCGUGACAAAGAUGGCAAAGUCAAACAGGCCCUGGCAACCGACUGCCACUGUAAGCCCUUCAUCAAGAAACUGGAGAACCAGCUUAAGGCCACCAAGAUGGAGAUCAGGUCCCAGAUCUAUAACAUCCACGAAGAGAUGAAUAGCAAGCUGGGUCGCAUGGAUCGUCAGAGCAAACAGCAGAUCAAAGUGCUUCAGAAGAUAGCACAGGAGCGUGUGUCUGCGGAGGGGAUGGAGUGCCUGUACCGCAUCAACCAGAGGUCCACCAUAGAGAGGCUGAACGAGGAGAGGAGACAGGCCAGGAAAGCGAGCGAGCUGAAGAACUGGUGCAUGUCCAAGAUCCAGGACAUGGAGGUGCGCCUUCCUGGGGACCCGCAGUAUUUCAAACUCCUCCCCUCGCCAUCUGUGGACCUGGAGGCAGAUCCAGAGUGUCUGCCGCUGCUGUCCGUGGUGUCGGGGGAGAGCACCAGUUCCUUGGCCACCUAUGUGAACGUGCUGCCGCCCUACUCUGCAGUCAGAGGACAUGACUUUGACGAGGCCAUCGGCAGGAAGUACUUUGAAGUGAAGCUUGACAGCUCUUCAGAAGACCAGCAGCAUCUGUCGGAGCUUUACUCAGUCCCCUCCCUGCACCUGCCCGUGAUGCACCACAAGAUCUACGCCCGGCCGCGGCCCAUCUCUGGUGACCCCCAGUGGCUGCCCACGGACCUGCAGGAGACAGACUCCUCUGAUGCCCGGCCCAUCUGGCGGGAUGAGUUCUGCCUGAGCACCUCCAGCGACAGCCUGUCACCCUGCAGCCGGCCACCAGGGGGCGACAGCGACCUGGACGAGGUGCUGGUGCCGGGCUGGUGCCUCCCGCGCCAACACCCGGUGUGUGACAGGGUCGUGAGCCGCGCCGCGCCCCUGAGGCACCCGUCCGGCGGGGGCGGCGGAGGCGGCGGGGGUGGCGGGGGCGGCGGCGGUGCUGUGCGGGCGAUGGAGUUGUUCGGCGAGCGCCCGGCCGAGAUGCCGUUCAUCCAGGAGCGGGACAACCUGCACGCCGUCGAGGUGACGCAGCGCUUCUUCGAGACGGUGUCCACGCAGCUGGAGCGCUGGUACGAGAGGAAGAUCCAGGAGGCCCAGAGGCUGGCCGAGCAGCGGGCCCAAAUGGACCGAUCCUCCCUCAUGGAGCGCAUCCACAGCCUGGAGGAGGAGCUUCAGGGCCUCAGAACAAACACACACACAUAG